Molecule: messenger RNA, 3361 nt
Organism: Phyllopteryx taeniolatus (common seadragon)
Lineage: Eukaryota; Metazoa; Chordata; Actinopteri; Syngnathiformes; Syngnathidae
Gene: asphd1
Product: aspartate beta-hydroxylase domain containing 1
Exons: 6
Coding region: 736-1821 (361 amino acids)
Source: RefSeq, a predicted model, not a curated record
GAAAGAAGAGUUUUUUUGGGGGUCUGGACCUGUUUUAUCGACGCGAACGGAUUUACUGUUUCAACGCGAACGGAUUUUUGACUGUUUUCAACGCGAACGGAUUUACUCUUUCAAAGCCACGGGUCCUGCCUGCUCAACGCCACCGGGCUGCCGCUUCGACGCUACGGGAUCCAGUCACUGUGCCUACUGAAGCGUUUUGAGGGCGCGUUCCUACAACAAUCGGUUUGGGUUUCUUUUCCCCAGUGAACUGAGGGUUCAACGGUUUUGUGAGUACUGCCAGUGAGGGCUACAGUUGCAUAGAAAGAUUUUGAAUAAUGGUAGUUUUAUAGACUAGACUGAUCAUGAGUGACGUUUUAACCGGUUUUUAGAGACGAAAAAUAAUGAUCAGCUGGGGUAAUGUAAAGUCUUGCAUAUUGACUUUACUCAGGCGGCAACAAAUACAAGACCUCACCACUGAGGUGAAGUCAAAAACCUGCACAAGCAACGAGACCAAGAAGACCAACAUGGAUGAAGAAUGCUUCAUGCCAGGAUUGGCCUCAGCAGCCCGUGAGCCAGACGGAGGAUUAAAUAAAGAAAAUAAGUGAAUGAAGCUGUCUGAAAGCAGGGCAGGCCAAUGGCGCUUCAGGCUUUGCUUGUUGGUAAACAGAGCAUCGUACGCUUAACAUGAUCCGUUUGCAACGGAGGAAUGACUCAACAUUUACAUCUCCUUUCAUAUUUUAGUGCCAAAUCAAAAAGAUGUACUGGUCCUUGGACAUGCUGCCCUUGCCUCCUUAUGUUGAGCUUGGUGUCCACUCACUAAGCGGCCUUCUGUGGACUCUCCUGCUCUUGUUCCUGUGGCACUGUUAUCGGAUAGGCUCAGACCUUCCAAAGGCGGAUCACGCAGAUGGGGGAAAGAUGAGCUCAAGAAGCUCUGCAAUGUCUUUUGGUGGAAGCUGUGCAGGAACAGAGUAUAAAGCGCAGUCCAAGUUUUACAGGGGUGAUCUAAAGAACCGCUUUAUAAGCAUGGAAACAGAAGAGGAUGAGGAGCUGGGGCAAGGCUACCUCACAUCAGUGCUGAGCCAUGCCUUAUUCCCAGCACAGGGAUCCGCUCAGGCCAAGAAACUGUACUCAGCCCUGCAGGAAUAUGCCAAACGCUACAGCUGGGUGGGAAUGGGCCGCAUUCAUAAAGGCCUUCGUGAGCAGAUGAAACUUAAAGAUCAUUCAACUAUACAGAAGCCACAUCUCUUCUUCUUGCCAGAUGUCCCAAGUGUUCCUUUUUUUCCUCGUGAUGCCCAUCGGCAUGAUAUUAAUCUCUUGGAAGCCAACUACCCGGUAAUCUUGGCUGAGUUCCAGGCUGUUUACCAGAGAGGCAUUGACUCCAAAUUUGGCUGGACAAGUGUGGGACCAAAGGGCCGGGCAGUGUUUCCACUGUACAAUGCAGGCGUGUACGUGGCAGCCAACUGUCGCUCCUGUCCCUGCACAUACCGGACAUUGCUGUCUCUCCGUACAUUUAUAAGCAGCAACUCCUUGGGAUCGGCUGGAUUUUGGUUGCUGGGACCUGGUGUUGCACUGGGGAGCUCAUACGGACCCACUAAUACGCGACUGCGGUGUCAUCUAGGUCUGCAAACUCCCGCUCUGUGUGAGCUAGUGGUGGGAGGGGAGCCUCAGUGCUGGUCUGAGGGACACUGCCUGCUAGUGGAUGACUCAUUUCUUCACACUGUCUCGCACAAAGGGCCCCCAGAUGCUGGCCCUCGAGUCAUUCUCAGCGUGGACGUCUGGCAUCCGAAUGUUGCGGCAGCUGAGAGACAAGCGUUGGAUUUCAUGUUCAGUCCUGAUCUCUGAGCAAUUCAUCACUUUGAGCCGUGACUCCUGAAUCCACUCUGACCUCUGAACUCUCUGCCAGUUAUGCAACAUGUGGAGGUGCCUGUUGUUUUGUACAUUCCACCUUAGUCUAUGGCUCAUGGUGUGCAUUAGCCUUGAAAAUCAUGCUGGCCAUUUCCUGCACUUUUGACCGCUGAUGCACUCAUGGUGCGUACAUCAAAAUAUUAUUAUAGAUGAACUUUGGUUGCCGUAACUACACUUAUAAAAAUACCUCAUCUAACUUCCGAGCAGAGGAGUUAUUUUUCAGUCCUCACGUUACAUAAUAUUCUCAUAAAGGUAUUUGCAUGUAAAACUUUGAAUGCCAUGCUUAAUGUUGGUACAUGUGUCACUUACAACAUCAGAACCUGAGAUAGUAUAAUAAAGCCAACGUAUUGUGAAAAAUAUCGAAUAAAACCUAAAUACCACCUUUUUUUUGUUUGUUUGCAUGUUUGCAUAUACAACAGUGUAUUUGAAUCCCAGUGGAUAACAGAUGCUUACUUUGUCAGCUGCAGAGGUGUUGUGUGUGCACAGAACAUACAGGCUCAUUUUCUGAGCCGCUUCUCCUCACUAGGGACGCGGGCGUGCUGGAGCCUAUCCCAGCUGUCAUCGGGCAGGAGGCGGGGUACACCCUGAACUGGUUGCCAGCCAAUCGCAGGGCACAUAUAAACAAACAACCAGUUGCACUCACAUUCACACCUAUGGACAAUUUAGAGUUGUCAAUUAACCUUCCAUGCAUGUUUUUGGGAUGUGGGAGGAAACCGGAGUGCCCGGAGAAAACCCACGCAGGCACGGGGAGAACAUGCAAACCCCACACAGGCGGGGCCGGGGACCGAACCCCGGUCCUCAGAACUGUGAGGCGGACGCUCGAACCAGUCGGCCACCGUGCCGCCGGUCAUAGAACUAUAAAUUCAAAAUUUCUUCCCCAUUCGCACUUUUCCACUACACAUUACUGACUCUACUCUCCUACUUUCCGAGAUUUGGGCCAUUCGGUUUUCGACUUGAAUUAUUUCAAUUACCACUAUUACUUCCUUGCCAGUCAAGAGGAGCUUGAAGUCGAAGUAUACUGUAUUUCCUAUGGCAUUUUAUUUUUGUUACUCGUUUGGAUUCAAAUAACCAAUCAUCAUCAAUGAGACAUUAUCAUUAUCAGUUUGAAUCAACAAGAGAUUUGAAGAGUUUUAAAAAAUGUAUGUAUGCUUCUGGUAGAGUAUAAUAUUUGGGAGUUUGAUUAUAUAUUUAGAUACCUGACAAAGUUUAAAAUGAUAGUCGUGAAACACUAAUCUUCUUCAGCACAUUUUUGGUUACAUUUUACAGGCAGUCAAUGAGAAUUAGUGAGGUGAUUUUGUCUUAUCUGCCAUCUGUUCAUGUGAGGGUCCCAGUAUGAGGAUUACACAGGCAGAUCUAAUCUAGCUCAGAGUGACAGAUUAUUCCUGAGAUACUUUAUAUGAUGUUGGUAUUACUGUUUAUGAUGUAUGGUUUUGUUCAAUAGAUCACAUUUCUUUAGGAAAUGAAGAGACAUAGCAAU